This is a messenger RNA of Toxorhynchites rutilus septentrionalis, 6534 nucleotides long. RefSeq names its product A disintegrin and metalloproteinase with thrombospondin motifs like. Bases 2256 to 4550 code for a protein of 764 amino acids. Gene Ontology annotation, biological process: proteolysis. Gene Ontology annotation, molecular function: metalloendopeptidase activity. NCBI's taxonomy places the organism in Eukaryota, Metazoa, Arthropoda, Insecta, Diptera, Culicidae. The record is from RefSeq and is a predicted model, not a curated record. The transcript has 14 exons.
CACGAGACCCCUUAGUCGGCGGUUUUUGGGUUUUGUGUUUAGGUCAGAUUCGACUCGACGAACUCGGUGCACCCGAUCGCUGCGACUGGCGACAGGCGGGCUUCGCGUAGAACACAAACUCUCAGAAGUCCACUUCGAAAGGUCAUCCGGAGGUUCGACGGUGGCAGCAGCAGUAGUGUAGUUGUGCGGUGGUACGUGUGCCUGCCAGCGUCGUCUGAGUAGCAGCACGCGAUCACCAGUGUACGCGCGGUCGGUCGGUCGCUAAGUAGACGCGAGCACCCGCGAAUCGAUCGCACCUCUCGAACUCUCUGUGUGGACGGAAGGUGUCUCCGCUCGGGUUCAGAUUUUUAUGAAUUAGUUAAUGUUUAACCGUCACACCGAUAAGCUCGUUGUUCUGUGAACUGCUGCGGUUCUUGCCAGGUGUUGAGACAGUAUUGGAGCGGUAGCAGUUCUUCGCCAUUCUGUCGUUCGAACCGCGGAGUGUUCUCGGGCUUGCGCGUGGACUUGGGAGUGUUGAAAGUGUCUUUUUUUUCUCGUGUUCAUGUGAUUGUGGUGUGUUACUUAGAACCAAUCUGAGUGUGAUCGGUGUAGAUAAAUUAGGUGAGUCUAUGUGAUCGAUGCAUGACAGAACAUUGCGUGAAGUAACCUUGGCUAGAGAAAGUGUGAGCCCUUUUCUUCUCUCUUUUCGCCAUUUUUCGAUAACUGAAACAAAGCGCUUCGCCAUCAAUGCGGAUCGCCACGAGUGGCACCUAUUGCCUCUCGAUCGCUAGCCACGGCCGCGUGGUAUGUACAAUUAAAAGUGAAGUUAAGCACUUUUCUCCGCGGCCAGCAGUGAAGGCAAGAGUAAAAUAAAGAUAAUAUAGACAUAUCUGUGAACUGGACUUGGAGCCACACUAAACCACGAGCUACGUUUGUGUAGAAAAACCAGCUGAGAGUGAUCGUUCGUGAAACAAGUUACUUAGUGGGCUCCAUUUUUUUUUUGCUUGCCAUCGAAGACAAAAGCCACGCCAACGAUUUGAGACUGGAACAGUGAGGCUGUGUGGCAGAGGCUCAAUUGAGAGGCCCCUUUACCUGCCGAAAACAGAAAAAAUUAAGUGCUAGUAUCAUUUUCUAAGAGGCCUCGGCGAAAAAUUUCACUUUAUCCGAACUGAAUUAGCGUAACAAAAAGCCAACCCCCAGCGGUACAGUGUUUUGAUGAACAUACGGAAAAAGUUCGAAAGCGAGACCGCGAGUAUUAUUUAACAGCACAGAAACAAGAAAAAAUAACACCAACAUAAAAAGUGAAUUUUGGCAGCAAGUGUUUCGCGAGAUAGACAGACACCAGAGUGUUAAAACGGCGGAAGUGAUGGAAGGGUGAAACCGAAACUUUGAAGAAGAGUGAAGCGGGUGAAUCAAUUAAAGAUAAUUUCAAACUGAACAGCAUUGGCCCCCUUGAAUGGACCUUGCGUUGGAGUGUCCGACUGGAGUGUUUUUUUAUUUUCGUCGUUGUGUUUUAUGUAAUUCAUGUUUUUUUUCUCUGGUCCCGACUGUCUGCCGGAUUUUUUGUGGGAGAAAUUCAUCCAAAAUGACCAGCAACUGAGCAACGACGACGAAAACGCCAACGACGAAUGAGAAACAGCAAAACAGAUACAGAUGGGAAGCUCCUAAUUAGUGGAAAAUUAGAUAAAUAGUUUUUCCUUCUUCUUUCGGCCGCGAAGCGAAGCCCCGACGAAAAAGGGAGGGCAAAAGCGACUAGCGCUAGCAAGUAAAAGAAAUAAAAAUAGAGAAGUAAAUAAUAAUUUUGAUCGAGUGAAAACGUUGAAAAAUAAAAUCCAAAAUCGAGAGUCAAUCGAGGGUGACCGUCAAAAAAAAAAAAAAAGAAAAGAAAACAACAACAGAAAAAAGCUGAAUGCAAGGCAAGGUUGUGAUUUUGGGCCGAGAAAAAGCUUAGGGACAAAGAACCUCGAGUGGAAGACGGGAAGGAAGGUGGAUGGAAACGUAAUGCAAGCUUGUUGAAAACGAAAGUGUUGUUUUGUGGUGCGGUGAUUAGCUCGUCGUUUAUAGGGAGUAAACAAAAAUUCGGUAAUCGGAAGGAAUUUUUUUUCUGGUGGAUGACUUCGUGGUUUCUUUUGUUUGGUUGUGUAAUAUUUACAACGAGUCAAUCGAGUGAUCAAGUGCUUGCGGAACUAAGGGUCUGUGUCGGUGACGAGGAGAUAUUUACACCUAAAUGAGUAUCGUACCUUGAAGCGGUUGAGACAAAUAUCCAUUCUGCCAAGAUGAUGCGCCUUGGCCUAUACAUAGCGGCGUCGUGGACGAUAUUCUGUACCUGCAGUGUCGCUAUGCCCGAUGUCCAUCGUCGGAUGAGCGCCGCUCAACUGCAGGAGGUGUUUCACGUGGACCACCUGGAUGCAGUUCCGCACUACGAGCUGGUCCAGUUGACACAUCACACGAACCAACCCUCGUUGAACCACCAGCGUCACAAAAGAAGCAUAGGGACAGGAAAUUCAAAGGCGAGUGGUGGCAACCACCUCCAACAGGGAGGCAACCAUCACGUGAAGAAAGAUUUGAGCAAAGUGAAGUUUAGUGGAAAAGUAAGUGAAAUUGAAGCUUCCGCCGAAAAGAAACCGAUAGAACCGAUCGUUGUAAGUUCGUCGGAACGACCGGCACCAGUCGGUGCCGCUGGUGUUGAAGAGGAGCCGAUCUUACCCGAGAUGGUGCCGGCUAGGCAAAUGCCAAGUGAUAGUGAUAGCAACAAGUUGAGUGAUUUGAGCAUACGAAACAUCAAGGAGCACAAGGUUUCAUUCAGUGCAUUCGGUGAGAACGUUAAUCUGACGCUACAGAAAACCGAGGGGCUGUUCCGCGAUGGGCCCCAUUCGCUGCGUAUGUGGAACGUUCGGGUUGAUCCCAACGCAACGCAAGGCCUCGUGUACGAGGAAAUUCACGAACAGCAACCCCCGGCAGAGGACUCAUUUGGUAACAUUUACCAGGACCAGCAGAACAUGGCCGCCAUUCUGAUGCGUAAGCAUUUGGAGAGUGGCGAUCUUAUAAUGGAGGGUAGCAUAGGACACGAUCUUGUGAUAAAGCCAGUGCCAACCGAAAUCUCCCAGGCGGAGGACGGUAGUGUUCAUCAUGUUAUUUAUAAGCGAACCGUGUCAGAGGACCACAACGAUCAGUCAAGUGAUUAUGCAUUCAUGGAACCGGACCGGCUGCAGAAGCGAUUUCGCUCGAAGCGAAGCCCCCAGGCGUACUACAAGGCGUCGCGAGCCCUCGAGACGACCAUCUAUCCGGAGAUCCUGGUGAUAGUGGACUAUGACGGUUACCGGUUACACGGCGGUGACAACGUCCAGGUCAAGCGGUACUUCGUUUCGUUCUGGAACGGAGUCGACCUGCGAUAUCGGUUGCUGAAGGGGCCGAAGAUCCGCAUCAGCAUUGCCGGCAUCAUCAUCUCACGGGGUCGCGAUGCCACACCUUACCUCGAGCGGAACCGAGUAGGACGGGAUGCGAUCGAUUCUGCCGCUGCCCUCACCGACAUGGGCAAGUAUCUGUUCCGCGAGCGAAGAUUGCCGGUGUACGACAUUGCGGUUGCCAUCACGAAGUAUGAUAUGUGCCGAAGAAGAAAGGGCGGCCGUUGUACGAAAGGCACAGCCGGUUUUGCAUACGUCGGAGGAGCCUGCGUAGUCAACAAGCGGCUGGAGAAGGUGAACAGUGUUGCCAUCAUUGAGGACACCGGUGGAUUCAGCGGAAUCAUUGUAGCCGCCCAUGAAGUUGGCCAUUUACUUGGAGCCGUCCACGAUGGAUCGCCCCCACCCAGCUACCUUGGCGGACCGGGUGCGGAAAAGUGCCGCUGGGAGGAUGGCUAUAUAAUGUCCGAUCUGCGACACACUGAGCGAGGUUUCCGGUGGUCACCGUGCAGUGUUCAGAGUUUCCAUCAUUUCCUCAAUGGUGACACCGCCAGUUGCCUCCACAAUCCACCCCACGAGGAUGAAGCCCUCGGCCGAUCUCUGCCCGGCACAUUGCUCUCACUGGAUGCCCAAUGUCGCCGAGACCGGGGGACAUCGGCCUGCUUCAAGGACGAACGCGUUUGCGCUCAGCUGUUCUGCUUUGACUCGGCCAGUGGCUACUGCGUGGCGUACCGACCCGCCGCCGAGGGAUCUUCCUGUGGUGACGGACAACACUGCAUGGAUGGAAAAUGUGUGGCUGAGAAUGAAAAUAUAAUUCCGGACUAUUCACAGCAUACGCCGUCGUACACCCGAUUCGUGCCCCAGCCAACCAAAUAUAACUACGACGACAAGUCAGAUCAGCAGGAAGAAUAUUAUGAACCGUCUAGUAGCACGUCGUCCACAACCACCACCACUACAACAACGACAACAACAACAACCACCUCCACCACUACACCAUCGCCUUCACCGACAUCGACGAGGAAUUACCACAAUUAUUUCCAUCACAAGUCCACGACACUGGAUGAUGAGGAUCGACGAUACAAAAAUUUCAUGAAUGCCAUCAAACGGAAGCGAUUACAACACCUAAAAGAGCAGUUGCAGCAGCAGGAAAUCGUCAGCAACCAACAGUGACCAUAAAAUCAAAAACAAACAAUAACACCCGCAACAAGAUAGGCUUUAACGGCAGAGACUGACCAAGUUCUGCUACUAGACUCCGAGGUACCCCUCGGAACACCAACUUGGUCUCUAGAUGAUAGAUAGACGUGAUAGCAUUUUAUGAGCAAUCUCCAAUAGUUAGUAUUUGUGUGUCCUGUAAUAAAUCCUUGCCACUUGAACGCUUUCAAAACUGAUGGAAAUUCAUGCCGGUGUUUGUCGCGUGCGACACAUCAAGAAGUAGAACGUAAGAGAGGAUAACUGAAAGAAAAACACGGCUUUUUUAGAUUCAAACGAGUGAAGCAAGGAGUCCAGAGUUAGGAAGCGAGACAUUCAAAUAAUGUGAUAUAAAAUUGUGCAAAUAGGCAGUGGAAAUACUUAGACAAGUUGUUUCUAACUAUAAAUAUAUAUAUUUCCCCCUAGUUUUUAAGCAGAGUGACAUAGUUUUCCGAUAAAUUAUGGACCAUUUCAAGCUAGCCUUAAGAAAGGAAACGACGCCGUGGAGAGCGGAACCAAAAUACAGUUGAAAAAAUAAUUAAAAGUCCGCGAAGCGUGUUCUGUGUGAAGAAAGUGACGGAAGGAUUCGAACCUUGAUUUUUAAAUCACAGCGGUAGAAUGAACAUAAAAUCACAAUCAGCAGGUAAUGUAUCUGUGAUUCGGUAACAGCAAAUAAUCUGAUGGAAUAAAGUGUCUUUUGCUAUGAUCCAAUAAUCAGCAGUAAAUAUUCAUAAAUUGCUUGGUCAAAUUAAUUUGCUAUAAGAAACUUUAAAAACAAAAACACAAAAACUGUGGCAGAAUCACGAAGUGCCCUAUCUUAUGCUAUAAUUGGUGUUUCUUCUGUUAUUUAUUCGAGACAAACCAAGUGAUACCCACUUAUCCAAAUCGAGUCCAAAGUUUAAGGAGUCUUGAAACAGAGUAAGCAUUGAGUAAAACUAUAACGGCUAUUUUCUAUUGUGGAACUAACAUGAGUAGAACUUAGAACGUUGACUUUUCAUAAAACGUGACGUUGUCGCUACGUCGUGAUUUUUCCAGUCCGUUGUCAAGUUGAAUGAGAAUUGACCUUGAUAGUAUAAAUCAAGAUACGAAUCUUGCAGGGAUAAAUUUGAACAGUUAAGGUGGAUUUUAAUUAUCAGAAGAUUGUACUACCAACAAUACCACCGAUAAACGAGACAUAUACUUAUAUAUUCGGCCAACCACAAAACAAUCAUAGACAUAUGAACACAAACUGCCCUUCUACUACGAUUUCGGUUGGUAAACCCCUCGUUACACACUGACUGCGCUAUACUGCCCUUAGGUCGCGACAUAGAAAUUUUGUACGGCCAUCAAAACCUUGUUAUACUUUGGAGACGAGAAACGGAUACAAACAAUAUUUUGUACAUAUACGAUAUACAUACCAAUCGUUAACGAUUGUAGGUUUAGGCGAAUUAGAGGAGGAAUUGAAAAAAAAAUAAAGCAGGAACACGACCUACAUGCAACGAAAACAAAGUAUCUGCCCGUUUUGAUAACGGAAGAGAAACUCUAAAAUGUGGAUAUUCUAUAUGUAUACUGAAAUAUACACUUGAAGUGAGAAAUAAAGAGAACAACUUUAUUUUUCGUUAUUCGAAAAAAAAUCGGCUCAUGCAUCCACACAGCCACUUGUGCCUAUUCGCAAGAUGUCUUUAUAUAUAUUUGUUAUAUCUAAGUGGAAGAAAACUAGAAACGUGGUCUGUAAGUAGAACUUUAAUUUAUCACUCUUUAGCUGUAGCUUUCUAGAGGAUGUAUUUUUUUAUAGCGUGAUGUUCACAGAAGACGCUGCAAACUUGGAUAUUAGAGUAUAAGGUAAUAAUUGGAAGCGAGCAAAAUCACGGAAAAAAGUGCAACACUUAUUUUGAUGAAAGCAAUAAUAAAUUAAAAGGGAACAAUAGUGCCGUUUCGUGUUAAUAAUUAUCAUAAAUAAAGACGGUAAUAUGCCGAAGAAAGUAUU